This is a messenger RNA of Colletotrichum higginsianum IMI 349063, 390 nucleotides long. RefSeq lists its product as uncharacterized. Bases 1 to 390 code for a protein of 129 amino acids. The record is from RefSeq and is a predicted model, not a curated record. NCBI's taxonomy places the organism in Eukaryota, Fungi, Ascomycota, Sordariomycetes, Glomerellales, Glomerellaceae. The transcript has a single exon.
AUGAUGCCUGAAGGACUGAUAUGGGCGCUCGAAUGGCUAACGCAGUCGACAAGGUUCGGUAGUCACUCAGUUUCAGCACCGACGCGGUGGUCCGGUCCCGCGGUUCCGUCCACCUGGAGGAGCCACGCUGCUCGUGCCCGUCCUCUCGGCUGGACAGUUAACAAAAGACAGUCACAGUCCACACGUGCUGACAGAGGUCGUCAGGCUCUCUUUCGUCUCAUGUGGUUAUGGUUUUCGUCUUCCGGUUUCCGACUCGACCUCACCCCUGCCCCUCCCUCCCCUCUCUUCCAAACAACCGUCCGUGAGCGACUGGUUCGAGAUGGCAACCAGUCCCAUCUGCGGGUCGGUGUGUUGGCUGCUAUCGACGGCAUAUCCCCUGGCAUUCCGUGA